Molecule: messenger RNA, 3276 nt
Organism: Oncorhynchus masou masou (cherry salmon)
Lineage: Eukaryota; Metazoa; Chordata; Actinopteri; Salmoniformes; Salmonidae
Product: pikachurin
Exons: 25
Coding region: 1-3276 (1091 amino acids)
Molecular function (GO): protein binding; calcium ion binding
Source: RefSeq, a predicted model, not a curated record
AUGGAGCUUACCAGUAAACAGAGGAGCGUUUUUUAUAUAUUGUUUUUUUCAAUAUGCAUGAUCAACGUUUCUUUUUCUGCGAAAAGGACAAACGUUCGAAGAUCGGAGCGCCUCAGCCCUCCUUUGGACAUCCAGUUGGAGAUGGUGAACUGCACAGCCUUCAGUGUGCGGUGGAAGAUGCCCCGGCGUCAUGUUAGCACCAUCACAGGCUACAAGGUGUUCUACACAGAGAUGAGGAACAGUCGGCCAGUGAGUACUGCCGUGACGCUGGAGGUGCCUCUCAGUCUGGACAUGCUGACCACCGGGCAAUUGGAUGGACAAGCAAGUUUUGAUGUGGACAUUGGUAACCUUAAAGUUGCCACCCAGUACAGAGUUAGUGUUGGUGCGUAUGGAUGGGCAGGCGAGGGCCGACCUAGCAUGCCCAGGGACAUCAGCACUUCUUCACAAGAGAUGUGUAUGCCUCCGUCCCCUCCCACACAGCCCAGUGUCGUGGCCGUAUCGGACACAGAGCUUGCGUUGUCAUGGACACAGGGUGAGAGUGAGGGAAGUGCACCAGUUCUACACUUUCUUGUUGCUUACAUCAGGCCUGAGAUGGACACAGAGUGGACCUACAUCAGGGAGCCCAUUGAAGCCAACUCCAUGGUACUGAAAGGGUUAAGCCCCGACACGGAGUACCAGUUUGUGGUCCGAGCCGCCAACGUCCAUGGAGUGAGCCCUCCCAGCGCCAUCAACAACCCCAUCCGCACCCCUGCCUGGUCUCUGUCUGCCUGGUCAGUCGUAUAUCUGGGGGACAGGUUCCAGUAUGUGGUGAAAAAAGCUCUCUACACUGUGACAGGCACAGCAGAGGUUGGCAGCAGCGGCUAUGGCCAGCGCUACAUCACAGACGGCAAGAUCAAAGAUGAAGACGGAUUUGACAUAGACGACUCUGACUACGAUGUCUUCAUUGAGGAGCUGAAGCCGUUCCCUGCCAUUCCCAACGGUGACAACCAGAGAUCCCAGCUCCGUUCCCGGUCUGGAACGCCGUCCUCUCAGCCAGGCGGGAACGUCAUCUACAGGAUGGGCACGGCCACACCCAAAGCCAUCCUCCUCCCCUCACCCCCAUCUGACCCAGAGCUGGGCUCCCCACUUACCCCCGUCACCCCUGAGCUGAUCACCAUGAGCCCCACCACCGACAGUCCUUCCUCCACCACCCUGCCUCACACCACCCCCACGCCCCCCAUGACCCAGUGGAUGGGCCCCGUGCCCAGGCUCUACGACCUAGCCUGUGAGGACACAGUGUGCCCCCCCGACAGCUUCUGCCUCAGUGACUACGACAGCGGAGGCUCCCGUUGCCACUGCAACCUGGGCCGCAGUGGUGACAUCUGCUCCUACGGAGUGACGGUGCAGUUCCCAAGGUUCUAUGGCCACUCCCACAUGACCUUUGAACCUCUGAAGAACUCUUACCAGACCUUUCAGAUGACCCUUGAAUUCAAGGCAGACUCGGAGGAUGGCUUGUUGCUGUACUGUGGGGAGAAUGAGCAUGGCCGUGGAGACUUCACCUCUCUGGCUCUUGUACGAGGCAAGCUGCAUUACAGGUUUAACUGUGGCACUGGGGCAGCUCAGAUAGUCAGCGAGACUCGCAUGGUGCCCGGACAGUGGCACACUGUCACCGUAUUCAGGGACGGCAUGAGUGGCUGGCUGAGAAUGGACAACGAUACGCCCAUUUCAGGACGCUCACAGGGACUGUACACCAAGAUCACAUUCCGAAGCCCGUUGUACUUGGGAGGGGCUCCCAGUGCCUAUUGGUUGGUCAGGGCCACAGGGAGCAACCGGGGCUUUCAGGGCUGCAUCCAGAGUCUUACCAUCAACAACAAGGCCACGGAUCUCAGACCCUGGCCCCUAGGCAGCGCUCUGAGCGGAGCAGACAUCGGUGAGUGCAGUGACAGCGUGUGUGAGAUGAUCACCUGCGACAACAGAGGAAUCUGCUUUGCCAACCGAGCGGACGGGUACAUCUGUCUGUGCCCUCUGGGCUUCAGAGGCAUACUCUGUGAAGAGAGUUUCCUGCUGUCUCUGCCGCUCUUCAACGAGACCAUGUUUUCGUACGCCAGCGCCCCUUGGCCCCAGUCCCUCCUCAGUUACCUGUCCUUCAUGGAGUUUGAGAUCACCUUUCAGCCGGCCAGGCCUGACGGCACGCUGCUCUACAGCGACGACGCCAGCAGCCGGGACUUCUUGGCCAUCAACCUGGUGGAAGGAUACGUGGAGUUCCGCUUUGACUGUGGCUCUGGAGGGUCUGUCAUUAGGAGUGAGGAGCAGGUCAGUAUAGGCACAUGGCAUGAGCUGCGGGUCUCUCGUACAGCCAAGAGUGGCAUCCUGCAGGUGGACAACCAGAAGCCCAUGGAGGGCAUAGCUGAGGGAGCCUUCACUCAGAUCAAGUGCAGCUCUCCUCUGUACAUCGGCGGAGUACCACAAUAUGACAAAACCAAGAGCGCCGCGGCCGUGCUCCGCCCCUUCAGCGGCACCAUCCAGAAGCUGGUUCUGAAUGACCGCAGCAUCCCACUGACCAAGGACUUUGCUCUGGGGGUGAAUGUGGAGAACGCAGCCCACCCAUGUGUGCAGAGUCCCUGUGCCAACGGCGGCACCUGCAGGCCCAAAUGGGAUGGCUACGAGUGUGACUGCCCUCUCGGCUACGAUGGCCGUCACUGCCAGAAGGAAUGUGGGAAUUACUGUUUAAACACUGUCACAGAGGCCAUUGAGAUUCCACAAUUCAUUGGCCGCAGCUACCUCACAUACGACAAUCGUGAAAUCCUGAAAAGGGUUUCGGGCAUCAGGACCAACAUGUUUAUGCGCUUUAAGAGCACGGCGAAGGAUGGUCUGUUGCUAUGGCGAGGCGACAGCCAAGUGAGGCCCAACAGUGACUUCCUGUCUUUAGGACUGCAGGACGGAGCACUCAUUUUUAGCUAUAACCUGGGCAGUGGUGUGGCCAACGUGAUCGUCAACGGAACCUUCAGCGAUGGAAGGUGGCACAGAGUGAAGGCUGUCAGGGACGGCCAGACUGGGAAGCUGACAGUGGAUGACUAUGGGGCCCAGACUGGCAGGUCACCUGGGAAGAUGAGACAGCUGAACGUCAACGGGGUCUUGUAUGUCGGGGGGAUGAAGGAGAUUGCUCUGCACACCAACCGGCAGUACAGUGGAGGUCUGGUGGGCUGCGUCUCACACUUCACCUUGUCCACCGACUACCACCUGUCCCUAGUGGAGGACGCUGCCGAUGGCAAGAACAUCAACACUUGUACCAACUGA